AUGGCCAAUAACUCUUGUCUCAUUAUUGUCUCUCUCAUUGGAGUUAUUUUGUUCACUAUCAUUUCAAAUGUGGCAUCAUCUAACGACGUCGUUUUCACCAUUUGUCCAAAAACUUCAAACCCGCCAUUUUGUUCAAGUAUGUUGAAAUCUGCAGGCACUACAGAUUUAAAAGGCUUGGUUGUAUACACCUUAAACCUUGCCCAUAGAAAUGCUCGCAAAUCUUUGACCUUAGCCAAGUUACUUGCAACAACCACCACAAAUCCUCAACUUAAGCAACGAUAUUCGUCUUGUGCUGAGAGCUAUGAUGGAGCUGUUGGUGAUAUUGAAAAUGCCCAAAAGGACUUGGCCAUUGGUGACUUUAAUGGUGUCAAUAUUGUAACUUCUAGUGCCAUGACAGAGAUUGACGACUGUCAUGAUAAGUUCGUGCAACCGCCAAAGGAUACGUCGUUGCUUUUGAAGAAUGGCAAGACUCUAAAAGACAUAUGA
This is a messenger RNA of Cucumis melo (muskmelon), 486 nucleotides long. Its product is annotated as pectinesterase inhibitor-like. The transcript is spliced from 2 exons. The coding region runs from base 1 to 486 and encodes 161 amino acids. The record is from RefSeq and is a predicted model, not a curated record. NCBI's taxonomy places the organism in Eukaryota, Viridiplantae, Streptophyta, Magnoliopsida, Cucurbitales, Cucurbitaceae. Gene Ontology annotation, molecular function: pectinesterase inhibitor activity. Gene Ontology annotation, biological process: negative regulation of catalytic activity.